Molecule: messenger RNA, 2007 nt
Organism: Dalotia coriaria
Lineage: Eukaryota; Metazoa; Arthropoda; Insecta; Coleoptera; Staphylinidae
Product: 2',5'-phosphodiesterase 12
Exons: 5
Coding region: 68-1834 (588 amino acids)
Biological process (GO): nuclear-transcribed mRNA catabolic process, deadenylation-dependent decay
Cellular component (GO): mitochondrion
Molecular function (GO): 3'-5'-RNA exonuclease activity
Source: RefSeq, a predicted model, not a curated record
UUCCCCACAUGUUUAUUCAAAUCCAAAUUUCAAGUGGACCUAACCCGAGAUAUAGAGAAUUUGCGAAAUGAUAAUUUCCGUAGUACAAAAGCGUUUCCUCCACAUCACCACGCAUCAUCUCCAAAACAUCCAAAAGUAUAUUUACGCCAUGAACAGAGCCUACCUUCGUCACAAGCCAUCCACCGAGGGUGAUAAGUUCGACAUUAGUUUCCAGCUUGUGGAUCCCGAAUUCAAAGUCGAUCGAAACUUCAAUUUCACUCGCAGUUUGGAUGAAAACGUAUCUACUUUUCUAUCGAGAAUCACCACGAAUGUAGAAAAAGCAUAUGCGAAGAAAAACAAGCGGAAAAAGAAGUCCCCAGAUGCAGUUGAAGAUCAAACACCUGCUGUAUCAGUAUCACUCUAUUGCAAUUUGAUAAAAAUUAAUGAAGAAGUUCCUUGCAAUCAGGUUUUCAAAGAAAAGAACAGUGUGACAUUAAAACUCUUUGACAAAGAGUAUGAAGUGGUGAUUAAUGCACCUUUUAUUGAAAGUAUAACACUGCCUAGUUCAAUAUUACCCAACUUUCCUGUUUAUCCACUGAAGUUUGAAGCUUUGUAUUAUGAUGAGAAGUACUCAGUGUUUGCCUGGUAUAAGUCACAUGAUAAAAAGGAAUGGGAACAGAUUGGUACUGAGUAUAUUUGUACUCCUGGUGAUGAUGCAAUUGGAUGUUAUUUGAAAAUGGUGUGUAUACCAAGAAAUGAACAUCAUGAAGGACCAAAAAUUGAAGUCAUCUCUGAUGGAGUGGUUAGUCCUACUCCAGGGGUGUUUCCCUUUGAAAGGAGACAUGAAUUCACUAAAUCAAGGAGUAAAACCAAAGAAUUUCGAGUAGUAACUUACAAUAUCCUAGCUGAUUUAUACUGUGAUUCUGACCAUACAAGAACUGUUCUGUAUCCAUACUGCCCUCCACAUGCGCUAGCAAUCGAUUAUCGAAAACAAUUGUUUAUGAAGGAAAUUAUUGGGUAUAACAGUGAUAUUGUUUGUCUGCAAGAAGUUGAUAGGAAAAUCUUCAACUUUGAUUUGCAGCCUGUGAUGGAAAGACAAGGAUUCGGAGCUGAGUUUGCCAUUAAAGGUGGACAAGUCGCUGAAGGGCUUGCUUGUUUUUACAGGAAGGAUAAAUUUAAGUUAAUAUCAAGUGUAAAACUUCAUCUUGCUGAACAAUUACAGCAGUAUAUAAUAUUCAAAGACUUUCUGCAAGCGAUUUGUGCCAAUGAUAAGUUGAAACAGCGUUUUAAUGACCGGCAAACAGUCACGCAAGUUGUAACACUAGAAUGUCUUGAAACAAGAAAUCUAGUGAUUGUUGCCAAUACACAUUUGUAUUUCCAUCCAGAUGCGGAUCAUAUUAGAUUACUCCAAGGAGCUAUGAGUAUGAGAUUUGUUGAGGAUUAUUACAACAAAACCAAAUCACAUUUGGAAUAUAAAGAUAAAAAGAUAUCGAUUGUAUUCUGUGGAGAUUUUAAUUCAGUACCAGAUAAUGGAAUUUAUAAACUUUUUACUGAAGGCAGUGUUGGAGAAGAUUAUGCAGACUGGUCAAGCAAUAAAGAAGAACAAGUUAAAAAUCUUACCUUAUCGCAGCCAUUCAAAAUGGCCAGCGCUUGUGGCACGCCGCCGUAUACGAAUUACACCGUAGGUUUCGCUGAUUGCUUGGAUUAUAUAUUUUUUGAUACGAACACUGUGCAUGUAACGCAACACGUACCGAUGCCUACAAAUGACGAGUUGAUUUUUCACGCUGCGCUGCCAAGCGUCGUUUUUCCUUCGGACCACGUUUCUCUCUGCGCUGAUUUGAAAUGGAAUGAAUAACGACGCUAGAUGAAAUCAAGAUGGUGGAUUGGUGUUGCGGAAGUAACCAAAUUCUGACUUAACAGGUUGCCAACCUAAAAACUGGCUCAAUUGUUGGGUUAUGAAAGUUAUUAGAGUACAAAUUUGAUUUGUGUAGUUUUAUUUAAUAAAACUUGUUACCGUUUUAAUAAAAA